AUGAAUGGGGAACAAAGCGAUAACGAGCCAUUAGAUGACACGGAUGAAGAGGAUUUACAUGAAGAUGACGAAGAAGAAAACUUUCAAAACAAUGAUUUAAACAAUCGUUUGCAACUUAAAACGCCACUUGGAGAUGUUUUGCCGAGCACUUAUGAAGGAAAAACGGUGGAAGAACUGUUUCCAGCAUUUAAGCAUAAUUCUGUGCGUAUUUCAGAAUCCGUUAUAUUGAAAUUCAGUAAAAUAUUUGGCCUUGGAAAACCUUAUCAUUUGCCUAAACCAUGGAAAGACGUACGAAAGAGACGCAGAGUGAAGGACGCAUUGUUCGUAACAAAAGAAAACAGAGAUCCUAGUGAACAAGAUGAAGACAAAAUUAAAAUUCGUGAACCGAUUGGAGAAGAAUGUGGUGAAGAUAAUGAGUUUCUUGGACCAAUUCCAAUUUUUGAUGAGCCAACUCAAGAACAGUUGUCAAAAGAAGAUGUGAACAGUAGUUCAGAACAAAGCACUGCAGCAAAAAAAUCUAUACCAAAUUGGCGUAUAGGCCCAGCACGUUAUUGGUAUGACAAUAUGGGGCUUGAUCUGGACAUAACAAAGUUUGAUUACGGCUUUAAAACAAAACAAUAUGAUCAACAACAAUCACAAGAUGAAAAUCAUCAGGAGAAAUUGAACGUAUCAGUUGAAAACUUUUUACCGAUUAAUCUUGUUCGAUGGGAAGAUGACAUCAUAUUUGAUAGCUCAUCGUUACGUGAACAUUUCGAUUUAAAUUCACAAAAGAUACGUUAUUGUGCGUGGAUACCAACAUCUACCUAUCGAUCACUAGCCAGUUUUCAAAAAAAUGUAUUUGGUAAAAAUGUUGACUAUUUAGAAUCAAAAACUGACGAAACAAAGUACAAAAAUUGGUAUUCCAUCUUUCCAAUUGAUAAUUAUGAUUUAAUGUAUGGCGAUUGGGAAAAAGAUAUUAUCAUCGAUCCAGAGGAAAUGGAACGUGUUCGUGAUCCACCAGAACUGAUACUGGACGAAAAUGAUGAACAUUUGAUACUUGAAGUACCGACAGAUCUUAAUGAUCAUCAAAAGCAUUCAAAUCGUGAUCAAGAUAAAAUCGAUAAUCCAAGUAAAAUGAAUAACAAAAUACAUCCAAAACAAGAUCAUCGAGUACGUGUGACUCGUACAGUCUUACAUAGCACUGGUUUAUUAAAAGCAAAUGAUGACACAGGCGAUGAGGAUGAAACAAGAAGAAAUGAGAACCAAACAAAUCAAAAUAAUAAUCGUGUAACACAAACCAAUGAUUUUUGGAAUUUAUCAAACGACGAAUAUUAUAAUCCAAAAUUGGCCGAUGCAGUUGUUAAGAAUAUAGGAACAUUAAAUUUACAGCAUGCCACACCGGCCGUCGAAUUACAUCCUCUCAUGUUUCCCACAUACUUAAAUGCUACCAAAUUACGACAAUUUCAUCGUCCACAACUGAAAAAAUAUUCACAUCUGAAAGAUGACGGUGAAUAUCAUCCAAUAGAAUCUUUACAGAAAAUCAUUGAAGCCAAAUCAUUGGAAAGAGAAAAAGAACGCCAAGCGUAUGGAGGUGGAGAAAUGUUUUAUAUGCGUCGUUUACAAGAUUUAAGUGGUACAGAUAGUGAAUUGGUAUUAGCUGAAUAUUCCGAACAAUAUCCACCGUUGAUGAAUCGAACUGGAAUGGCAACAAGAUUAAAGAAUUAUUAUAAAAAAAAACCGGGAAAACAAGACAAUCCACCGCAAUUAGAAUUUGGUGAAUUAUCAUAUGCACACACAUCUCCAUUUCUUGGUGAUAUGGCACCAGGCGAAGUGUUGCAGGCGUUUGAAAAUCAUAUGUAUCGUGCACCAAUUUAUCUUCAUGAAAGUCCUGUUACAGAUUUUCUAAUUCUUCGUACAAAACAACAUUAUUAUAUACGACAUAUUCGAAAUAUAUUUGUUGUUGGACAAGAAUGUCCAUUAAUCGAAGUACCGGGGCCAAAUUCAAAACGAGCCAAUAAUUUUACAAGAGAUUUUCUUCAAGCAUAUAUUUAUCGACUGUUUUGGAAAAGUAAAGAUAAUCCAACGCGUUUAAAGAUGGAAGUGGUAAGAAAAGCAUUUCCACAAAAUGCUGAAAGUAGCAUAAGGAAACGAUUGAAAUUAUGUGCCGAUUUCAAACGAACGGGUGUUCAUUGUAAUUGGUGGGUAUUGCGAAAUGAUUUUCGUAUACCAACUGAGGAAGAAAUUCGUCAGUUAGUAUCACCAGAACAUUGUUGUGCUUUCUACAGUAUGCAAGCAGCAGAACAACGUUUAAAGGAUGCUGGCUAUGGUGAAAAGUGUCUCUUUGUUCCCGCGGAUGAAGAAGCAGAUGAUAAUGAAACUGGAAAGAUUGAAGAUGAAGUAAAAUGUGCUCCAUGGCAUACAACCAAAGCGUAUCUUGAUUCGUUAAAAGGAAAAUGUUGGUUACAGUUAAGUGGAGUUGCCGAUCCAACUGGCACUGGUGAAGCAUUUUCCUUUGUUCGAAUAUCGGCAAAACCAAAUGCAAAGGAAGAAGCUGAAGUAGCUCAAGCACGAAAAACUGUUACAGGAACGGAUGCUGAUUUGAGACGAUUACACUUAAAAGAUGCUAAAAAGAUUUUGAAUAAGUUUGGUGUGCCUGAUAAUGUUAUUCGAAAUUUAACUCGAUGGCAAAUAAUUGAUGUUGUUCGAACAAUGUCAACAAAAUUAAAAGAUGGAUCUGAUGGAGCGGCUAUGGCAAAAUUUGCACGUGGAAAUCGUUAUAGUCAAGUUGAAUAUCAAGAAAAAUAUAAGGACGAAUGUCGACGUAUAUUUGAAUUACAAAAUCGAUCUUUGACGUCAACUCAUUUAACAUCAACGGAUAGCGAGAGUAGUGGUGAUUCGGAGGUGGAUGAAAUGCGUAAAAAUCUUGAAUCAAUGUUACAGCCGAAAAAUUCUGCUGCAGGAAUUUCUUCAUCAACAACGACACCAACAACAUCAGCUGUUUUUAAUAAUUUAAAUGCAGAUACGACAAAUAUGAGUGAAGAUGAUCGAGCAAAAGAACGACGGGAUAAUGAUGAUGGAACAAAUAGAAAAUCAAUAAUUCGAACAUUUCGUGAUGAACAUAAUCGUGAAUAUCAACGUGUUGAAAUAGUAAAAAAACCAAUGGUGAUUGAAGCAUACACAAGAAUUCGUCAUACAAAAGAUGAUGCAUUCAUUCGACAAUUUUUUGCACUUGAUGAAGCACAACGUGAACAAUUACGUCGUGAACGACGUCGUAUACAAGAACAAUUGCGUCGUGUAAAACGACAAGAAAAAUUACAACAAAGUCAACAAGACAAACAAUCAAAUAUAAAAUCACCAGAGGAUAAUGAAGAUGACGAUGAAUAUGACACAUUUGAAGAAAGAAAUAAUAAUAAUGAUGAUAAUUCACAUUCUAAAUUUUUCUUUGAUAACAAUUCAAGUCAUGCAACAACAUCAGCUACACUUGUGACAACAAUAGCAAAUGGUACAAUAGUGUCCUCAGCUUCUUCUAAUGCAUCGAAUCUACAUAAUAACGAUUCAUCAGAUAACUACUUAUCAAAUGUCUCUUUAACAACAACAACAACAAACGGGGUCCCUGAUACACAAACAAUUGAUCAAGCAGCAAAAACAAAACGUCGAAAAACUGAAAAAGACUUAAAAAUGAAAUGCGGUGCAUGUGGCGCCGUUGGUCACAUGCGUACAAAUCGCGAAUGUCCCUUCUAUCCUAAAACAUCAAGUAACACACCAAUGAAUCCAUUGGCGUUAAAUAGUACAACGAAUAAUAAUGAUGGUUCUCAACACAGUGCUCAUAAUUUCGAUGGUGAGUUCAAUAAACAAAAUAAUGAAGAAGCUGUUAAAAUUAUUGACGGAACGAAAUUAAUAUUAUCAAAAAAUGUUAUUGAAAAAGCUGAGCAAGCAACUAAAACAAAACAUUCGUCUGGCAAAGAUUCAUUAUUAACAAGGAAAAGCAAAAAACAAAAAAUUUCAAAAGCAGCAAUUAGUUCUAGUGAUGAUGGCGGCACAAAUGAUAUGGAUACCUUCAAAGAGCUAUCACCACCACCAAUCGUUCAUAUUUCAACAAUUCCAUUUCAUCCAAGCACUUCUCCAGUGACUGUACGCAAUGAAUCAUCUUGGACGACUACCACCAAUCAUAAUUCUUUUGCAUCAGCAUCACCAGAUGUAUCACUCUCCAAUAAAAGUAAUCGUGGAAAAAGUUUAAGUACGUUACACAACACUCCAGUAUCAACACCGACAAUUUCACCGCCAUCAGUACAUCAGCCUCCUCUGUCUUCUUCAUCGGCCAUAUUCGAAACAUCGUUUUCAUUUCCACCAGUCAAAAAUGAUACAAUUGAACGUACUCAAAGUUUUGGUUCUAUCGAUUAUUAUUCUGAUCGACCCACAAAAAAAGCACAACGACGACGUAUUGAUCCCGUUGUUAGUUUUGCAUCAUUAUUGGAAACACUACUGAAUGAAUUGAGAGAAUUGCCAGAAGCUGGCAUGUUUGUAACGCCGGUUAAUGCUCGUCGUUUCCCAGAAUAUUAUCAAAGUAUUAAAAAUCCAAUGGAUUUUCAAACAAUUCGUCAAAAAAUUCAUUCACAUACUUAUAAAACACGUGAAAGUUUUUUAUCUGAUAUGAAGCAAAUUGUUGAUAAUAGUAGACAAUUUAAUGGAAUCGAUGAUACGAUAACACGUGAUGCACAGUUCGUAAUGGAAACCUGUUUUCAAAAAUUUGCUGCUAAAGAAGAUAAAUUAAUGAAAUUGGAAAAAUCAAUAAAUCCAUUAUUAGAUGAUGAUGACUUAGUAGCUAUAUCCUAUUUAUUCGAACGUAUUGUGACUAAUCAUUUAAUGAAUGUCGAAAAUUCAUGGCCAUUUCUUCGUCCUGUUAGUAAAGUGAAAAUUAAAGAUUAUCAUGAUAUUGUGAAGACACCAAUGGAUUUGGAAACGAUUAGAACGAAUAUACUUAAGCAUUCUUAUCGUAAUCGUGCAUCAUUUUUACAUGAUGUUGAAUUAAUAUAUAAGAACAGUGAACAAUAUAAUGGAUCAGUAAAUUGUUAUACGAACACAGCAUUAAAAAUUCUUGAAACAUGUCGUCAACAAUUAGAUAUGUAUGAUGAACAAUUUGUAGCGUUAGAAAAAAAUUUAGAACAACAAGAAAAAGUUAUGAAUACAACAAAUAAUACAUCAUUAUUAUUAUUAGAUGAUGAGGAUGAUGAUUACGAUGAUAUCAAUCCAAAUCAAAUUGAAUCAACAUCAAUAAUAUCAAACAACGAACAACAACGACAAAAUAAUUCUUCAAUGGAAUCGACUACUAUAGCGAUGUUUUGUGAUCAAAAUAGUAAUGAAAGUUUUAAUCCAGAAAAAUUGACAUCUGUUACAAGUCCACUAGAAACAGAUCAAACAGGAAUCUCAUUAGCAACAUUUAUUGGUCGAGAUUUCUCAUAUGAUGAAAAUAUGAUUGUAGACGAUGGCAAUCAAACAAAUAAUUUCAUUUCAUCAACAUCGAUAAUCGAAGAUAACAAUCCGCCCAGUGUAAAAAAAGAAAAUAAGUCAAGUCGACGUGGGGAUACAAUUAAAGAUGUUUUAGGUGAUAUAAGUGAAUCAGAUCAGUCAUCCGAUGAGGAUAAAGAAAAAAAAAUGCUAGUUUCUUCACUAUCAGUUUUGCAAACAGAUAUUUUCCCAUUGAAUGAAACGUCUUCGACAAAAGAUCCACAUCAAUCUCAUCCAAAACAUCGACAUCAUGGACAAAAACAUUCGAAAAAACGUAGUUUAUCAAAAUCAAGACAAAAUCAUGUGACAUCUAGUCUAUUGAAUAACGCAGAUGAUGCACUACAAUUAUCGGAAUCUGAAGAAGACUAA
Molecule: messenger RNA, 5853 nt
Organism: Didymodactylos carnosus
Lineage: Eukaryota; Metazoa; Rotifera; Eurotatoria; Philodinida; Philodinidae
Source: the annotation of a GenBank genome assembly